UUGCGGUCAAUGAUUAUCGAUUUUAUCGAGCCAAAGUUCAAGCCAAACUAAAAAAAUCGCCAUCAAUGCUCCAAUUAUGUCCCUAAGAAUUACAUCUUGUCGGAAGUUCUUUCAUUUUGCCGAUUACUUUAUCGGACCGUCGUGGCGUAAUUCACUGCCGAGCCCCGGGGCCAGGGGCUACUACUACGACAGCGGGACGCCCCGAGUCGCCGAGCCGAGUGAGGCGACUCGUGUCCGGGUUGUGGACCUCCGCAGCGACACGGUGACCAAGCCUGGGGCGGCGAUGCGUCGGGCCAUGGCCGAGGCCGAAGUCGGGGACGAUGUGAUGGGGGAAGACCCGACGGUUAACGAGUUGCAGAAGAUUGCAGCCGACAUGUUUGGGAUGGAAGCCGCGCUGUUCAUCCCCACUGGAACCAUGAGCAACCUCAUCGCAGUGAUGGUGCACUGCAGGGAGCGCGGCGAUGAGAUGAUUGUGGGCGACCUGUCCCAUCUGCACAUCUACGAGCAAGGAGGGAGCGCACAGCUGGCCGGCGUCCACGCCACCACGGCCACCACCUUUGCCGACGGCACCUUUGACCUGGACCAGCUGGAGUCGAAGAUCCGCCACGACUACCCGGACCCGCACUACCCGCGCUCACGCCUCAUCUGUGUGGAGAACACGCACAACAUACAAGGCGGACGCGUGAUGCCGCUGCACUUCCUGCAGGAGGUGCGGGCUCUUGCCGACAAAUACUCCCUGGCGGUCCACAUGGACGGAGCCCGGCUGAUGAACGCCGCAGUGGCGCUGGGGGUGCCGGCGUCCGCCAUACUGCAGCACACACACACUGUCAGCGUGUGUCUCUCCAAGGGAUUAGGGGCCCCGGUGGGAACCAUGCUAGCCGGCCCCAAAGACUUCAUAUCCCGGGCGCUGAGGUGUCGUAAAGCCCUGGGUGGCGGGAUGCGUCAGGCCGGCGUGCUUGCGGCGGCGGGAAAACUCUCUUUGCUGGAGAUGGUUGGAAGACUACAAGAAGAUCACAACGAGGCAAAAACGUUUGCCGAAGCUCUGCAGAACUGCGAGCCGGCUCUGUUCGCCGUGGACUCGGCCGCCGUGGAGACCAACAUUCUGCGCUUCCAAAUCCAAGAGCCCACCUUGAGUCCCUCGGAGUUCUGUAGACGCAUGGCCCGGGUCGGCGAGGGAGAAGAGGACGCACUGGGACAGGGGGUUCAAGUCCUCAUGUAUCCCCAUUUUGGGAAUUGCGUUCGAGCCGUCUGGCACCUGGGGAUAUCGCCCGAGGACACGCGGCUGGCCAUCCAGAAGAUGCACUUCGUGGCCCGGCAAUACUCCAAGAAAAAACAAAGGGGAUUGUGAAACAUUUUUGCAGGAAAUCGAAUCUUGAAAAGUGGGAUAUUUGAUGUGAAGUAAUUGGAGCCUUCAAUGAUAAUUCAUAACAAACAUUGAUUUUUUUUUGUAAUCUUGGAGAUCUAAAAGGGCCCCAUUCAUUAAUGUGUUCAAAAUAAGUGAUACAUUUAUUUUUUUCUUAUUUCAACGCUUAAGUCUCUAGAUCAACUUCAUAUCUAUUAGUCGAUUAUAAGUUUUAAUAUUUUUUUAUAAUUGUUUUAUGUAUUUUUGUCUAAUAAAACUUAGUUUUUUUAUAUGACUAACACAAACUAUGCAAUAUUUUCUCCCCAAAAUAUUCAAAAGUGAAAUAUUUAUAUAUAUUUAUGUGAAGUAAUUGGAGCCUUAAAUAGGUCAAUCAUUCAUAACAGCAUUGAUUUUGAUUCAUUAUUAUUUUUUGAGCAAUGACAGUAUGUGAAAAAGAAAUCCCAUAAAUUCUUGGGGAUCAAAAAGGUUAUACUUUUUUUUUUUUUUAAUUAAUUAUUUUUAUUUUUCAACACUUCAACACUUUUGCAAUAUGCAUCCAUAUCAAUCUGUCGAUUAUACGUUUUUCAUAUUUUUUUCACGUUUGUUUAAAUGUACUUUUUGUCAAAGGAAACUUAGUUUUUUCACACAUGUGCAAUAUUUUCUCCCAAAAAAUAUUUCAAAGUGGAAUAUUUGAUGUGAAAUAAUUGGAGCCUUUAAUAGAUCAAUAAUUCAUAACUGCAUUGAUUUUGAUUCAUUAUUAUUUUUUGAGCAAUGACUGUUUUUGGAAAAAAAAAUCCCAUAGAGUUCUGGGGAUCAAAAUUGUAUUUAUUAUUUUAUUUUUUUACUUUCAACACUUUUGUAAUAUGGUUCCAUAUAAAUCUGUCGAUUGUAAGUUCUUAUUAUGUUUUUCAUGUUUGUUUUAUGUACUUUUUGUCAAAGGAAAGUUUGUUUUUUAUAUGGUCAACACACAAAAUGUGCAAAAUGAAAGUGGAAUAUUUGAUGUGAAGUAAUUGGAGUCUUAAAUAGAUCAAUAAUUCAUGACGACAUUGAUUUUGAUUCAUUGAUAUUUUUUGAGCAAUGCCCGCGAAAGGGAAAAAGCGGUAGAAAAUGGAUUUAUGGUAUGAACAGUUUUUGAAUUAAAAAAAUCCCACAAAUUCUGGGGAUCAAAAAGGUCAUACAUUUAUUUAUUUUAAUUUUAUUUUAAUUUUUUAUUACAUUUUAGCACAACUUGAAAAAAUACGUGGGGACUUCUGUUGUGUAAGGUGGGGAAAAUGUUUAGAAUGUGGAAAUCAAUCACCAAAUAUCCACAUUUUUGUAUGUCUCAAAAUGCAGAUGUAGUGUGGAUAAGCGAUGCUAGCCACAGCGCUAAGCUAGCGUGAAUGUGAAGUGGUGAAACAACAAAAUUGCUUCGUACAAAUUCGACAGAAGUCAAACUAGAACCGCGAUACAGCAGAGCGCCACAAGCUAGGAAGAGGAAAUUAGCAAGUAGAAAAUAAUAAGUCAGGAAAGAGAAUAGUAUCCACACAGUGUCAAGCUCAAACACUGAUGACAUUUAUUAAACAGACAAGAAGCAAGGAAUCAUGCAGAGACAGAGUUCAAUUUAGCUCAUGUUUUGGGCUGUAUUCUAGUUACAGAUCCAAACUACGUUCUAAAAGUCCAGCCCGCGUGCUUCCUCUCUUUAUUUGGAAGGUCCCUGUUACAUCACUGAAGCUGUCGCUGAGGGAAGGGGGGUAAUCUGGACAACUCCAGUUAGACACAAUAUAUGAUUAUACAAAAAUGCAAAUGUGUCGACGCUGGUGCUAUCGCCCCGUCUCUGCUUUGUCUGCGUCCCGGUACCCGAUGUUCGGCCUUGGCAGUCAGCAGGCCGAGUCUGGACACAACACUGAUAGAGACGGCUGGCUUGCAAUCUUUUGGAUUGCCAGCUUUGCACAGACAAAGAAAAAUACCACUUCCGCACAAUUGACAAUAAUUAAUAGCAACGGCCCUUAAGCAUAAAGUUGUGUGAUAAUAUAUACAUAAUUAUUCUAACACACAGUACAAUAACGCCGUGCUAGCCGCGGCGCUAAGCUAGCUGGAAUGUGAAGUAGCGAAACAACAAAAUUGUUUCGUACAAUUUAACAGAAGUCUUACUGGAGCAGAGCGUAACAAACUAGGAAGAGGAAAUUAGCAAGUAGAAAACAAUAAGUCAGGGAAGAGACUAUUAUCCACACAGUACAAUUACGCUGUGCUAGCCGCGGCGCUAAGCUAGUUGGAAUGUGAAGUAGUGAAACAACAAAAUUAUUUCUGCUUGACUUUUGAUUUCAAAACAAAUUGUCGACUGUAAAAUUGACAAUAGAUUUUACGGUUAAAUUCCGCCGACAAGAGUUUUUUUUUACUGUAAAAUCAACUUUGGUACUGUUUUUUUUAUUUUUUAUAUACAGUAAGACACUAAAACAUUAAAAAACUAAUAACAAAAAAACACAGACUCACCACAACAACAAGAAAAAAAAACUGGCAGAUUUGUUGCUUGAAUUUUACCGCUAAAAACAGCGGUAUUGUUUCUCCAUUCCAUUCCAUUUGUACUUUUUUUUUUAUAUGCUGUAAAAAAAAAAAAUGCUUUUACUGUAAAAUUCUGGUGACUGAGCUGCCAGUUUUUAAAG
Entelurus aequoreus (snake pipefish) is the source of this 3981-nucleotide messenger RNA. It is a transcript of the gene tha1, whose product is annotated as threonine aldolase 1. The coding region runs from base 77 to 1348 and encodes 423 amino acids. Gene Ontology annotation, cellular component: cytosol. Gene Ontology annotation, biological process: L-threonine catabolic process; glycine biosynthetic process. Gene Ontology annotation, molecular function: L-allo-threonine aldolase activity. The transcript is spliced from 7 exons. The record is from RefSeq and is a predicted model, not a curated record. NCBI's taxonomy places the organism in Eukaryota, Metazoa, Chordata, Actinopteri, Syngnathiformes, Syngnathidae.